Molecule: messenger RNA, 6104 nt
Organism: Lytechinus pictus (painted urchin)
Lineage: Eukaryota; Metazoa; Echinodermata; Echinoidea; Temnopleuroida; Toxopneustidae
Product: calcium-activated chloride channel regulator 1-like
Exons: 21
Coding region: 117-3893 (1258 amino acids)
Molecular function (GO): protein binding
Source: RefSeq, a predicted model, not a curated record
CCACAUUAAUAUAAAAGUAUCGAAUGAUAAACAACUACUCGUUGGGUGUAGGGAGACAGGAUCGGUGUACUUUUCAGCCCUAUCUAUUUCGUUCGUACAUUUUCCAUGCAUCUUAAAUGACCUUCGAAACAAUGAAUGCGUUAAUCUACUUUGUUAUAAUGUUAAUUAUAGUGAAAGGAAAUGGUUUAAAUCUGAGAUCAUCCGUCAUUCUGGACGAUGGGGGCUAUGCCAACAUCGCCGUUGCUAUUGAUGAUUCGAUACCGGAGAAUAUGGAUUUAAUCACGGCAAUACAGGAUAUGUUCAGGGAUGGAUCUAGGUUUCUUUACCAAGCUACUCGAAGGCGAGUCUUCUUCAAAAAUGUCACCAUCCUCAUUCCAUCUCACUGGACCCCAAAAUCAGAAUAUGGAUCUCCAGGUCGACUGACCUUUGACACAGCUGACGUCAUUGUUGCCGAACCGAACCCAAUCUGGGCCCCUGAACCAUACACCCAGCAAGUCCUCGGGUGUGGACAACCAGGAAGUUUUAUUCAUUUUUCACACAAUUUCCUUCUUGAUGACGGAGUGACAGACAUUUAUGGAGAAUUAGGUCGAAUUCUUGUACAUGAAUGGGGUCAUUAUCGUUGGGGGUUAUUCAACGAAUAUCCGGAUGAGGUAGGGGAUGCAGAUCACGUGGUACAUUUCUACCAAUCAAUGGUGGAUUUGCUAUGGAAGCCAGUUACUUGCUCUCAGGAAUACGAAUGGAAUCCAACGAGAAUCGUUCAGAUAAUGGGUGUCAAUUUUUAUGGAGUGUGCGAUGACAAGUUGGCGAAUGGAUAUGACAACGAAUGCAUUGUGCUUACAACAUCAGCAGGACAAGCCACCGGAUCUAUCAUGCACGGCCCAUUAACAUUCCCGGAGAUAAUUAAUUUCUGCGACGACAAUUCCUCUGAUACUGGAAACCUUCAUAACAGGGAAGCACCAAAUAAACACAAUCGACUCUGUAAUGCAAGAAGUGCCUGGGAAGUCAUGAGAGAACAUGAAGAUUUUACUGCAGAUAAUUAUUCUUCCCCUCCUUACCUGAGUGAUGCCCAACUUGAGCCUAGUUUUCAUUUGGUACAAGCAGGUAGCGGAGAUGAAUGUCGGGUAGUCCUCGUUCUAGACACAUCAGGUAGCAUGGGGAGCGCAAAUCGAAUUGGCAAAGUGAACAGUGCUGCCACUGCUUUUGUGAACCUUGUUGAUGACGGGCUAUGGUUAGGUGUCGUCACUUUCACACGCUCACCGACGACCGAAAAAGAACUGACACAGAUUACAACUCCAGCUGAGAGAGACUCGCUGCGUGGUAUCUUUGACCUGACUGCCAAUGGAGGAACUUGCAUUGGCUGUGGACUUGAAAGAGGUUUGGAGGUUUUAAUGGGGCAUCCGUCUGGAACGGCUGACGGUGGACUCAUUCUGUUGAUGACUGAUGGGAUUGAUGGUGGAAUAGACAACCAUCCCGUCCGUCAAACCUUGAUGAAUAUUGGCGUAAGGGUUAAUACAGUGGCUAUUGGAGAAGAUACCAAUGGUGAACUCAAUAUGAUUGCACAGGAAACGGGAGGGACAGCUAUAUUUUAUCCAGAUAAUGGUAACUCUGACAUUGUUAGUGCCCUGACACAAACCGUGGAGAUGUGUACAACAGCAAAUAACAUCGGUAUUCAGUUGGUUGGUGAAGGAUUCUCACUAGAAAUUGGAGGUAUUCAAACAGGCAGUCUUAAUUUUGAUAUCUCAAUCGGCAACAGGACGCAGUUCAUUGUUACGUAUACGUCUUCUUCUAGUUCAACUGCUCCAGGAGUAAAUGUGGUAAUUACACAACCAGACAGUUCGACGAUCGCAGAAGAUAAUCAACAAUAUACUGUCGACACAAACAGAAAUGUCAUCACCAUAGCAGUCGAUGGACUGGCCAUGAGUGGCGAAUGGUCGUAUUCAAUAGAGAAUGCGUUUUCAGGACUUCAAUCUGUGACCUUCUCCGUGUUUUCAAGAAUCAAUAUGGAUGUAGAUGAAGAGCCAAUUGUCAUGACAUCAGGUGUUGGUAAUUCGGUCCUCGAUUUAUCUGCGGGCGUCAAACCACUGAGCGCCUUCGUCAAACUCAGUAAAGGUUUCCGACCUGUCGUGAAGGCAAUUGUUCGUGCUAUCGUGGAAAAACCCGGUGGAUCUGUAGCUGAUCUCAUAGAGCUUCGUGACGAUGGUGCAGGCGCUGAUAUAACAGCCAGUGAUGGCAUCUACUCCCGUUUCAUUACGAACAUCACGGGAACAGGGUUCUACGGUAUUCGUGCAAUUUCUGAGAACGACGGAUCAGCGAUCAUUUUGACCCGUGCUCGAACAGGGCUAUCGAGGGUUCAAGCUGCCCUUCGAGUGGCUGAUGAUGGGACGAUAAUUUCUCCGGGAACUAUUGGCGCUUACGAAGUACGUCUUCCUGGAGUUGAGUCCAGCCAGAGCCUACAAGGUGUACCUGCACCAGCAUUUACUAGGAGUUCUUCGGUCGGUUCAACAACGAUUAGAAACCUCCCUGCUGGAUUUACUCCGGGCCAGGACCUGUUCCCACCAGCUAGGGUUCAGGACCUACGGGUCACAGUGACGUUUGUUGGGAACUCGACUUUGGUUCUCACUUGGAUAGCUCCUGGCGAUGACCUGGACACAGGAACGGCAACAUAUUAUGAUAUCAGAGUUGGUAACUCUUCCAGUCAGCUCCUAGGUGAUUUUUCCAACGCAACUGAAAUAAGCCAAUCCAGUAUUCUCGCGGGAAACUUAUCCUCGCCAAUGCCAUCAGGUUCAGUAGAAACAUUCAUCAUCGAGGUACCGGAUAUGACCGAGUUAAAUUCCUUCUCGUACAGCUUCGCUCUACGCGCAGUAGAUGAUGAUGGGAAGUCAAGCCCGAUAUCGAAUGUUGCUAUAGCAACCUUCAGACGCUUUAUACCGUCUCCUACUUCUCCUACUCCUCCUGGUCCAUGUAACGGUACAGCAUGUAUGAACGGUGGAGAACUUGAAGAGUCUACCUGCACCUGUUCAUGCACAGAUGAUUUUCAGGGGAACCUCUGCCAACAUAACAAAACGCAGUUGCGGUACGGUGUGCAGAUUCAUCUUCGAGCCAACAUUAGCCAGUGUGGCCAGCUUCUAGAUUCCCUCCUUACUGCAUCGAGUGACCAGCUCAAUGAUUAUUGCCUCAACGAGUUCGAAUCUUGCUGCCCUGGAGAAGGGAUCGUGAACAGACCUCAAGGAAAUUACGUAACUGAUGGAGGAAUGAUGAUAGCAGAUGGUUAUCCGAUAUCGGCAGACCAAUCGGAUGGUUGCUAUGUGGUUCUUUUCGCCAUUCGACCGAACGAACCAGAGUUGUGCGGAUCGAAUAGACGAAGAAAAAGAAGCAAGAUGGAAAUACGAGUGAAGAGACAACUGCCAGUACAAUCAGUUUUCGUACCCCAGGGCCUGCUCCUUGGUGCCCUUUCUUUACGGGAAUCAGCUAUAGAGAUCGCUAUCGGUACAUACAUCUACAGUAUAACAUCACCUCACGUAGAAGGUGAUCGUGGAAGUACGGUGCCAGCAUUCGUGAUCGGCGUUGCAGUCGCAGCAGUGAUCAUCUUCAUACUUCUGAUCCUCUGUCUUUUCGUUUGUUGCGCGAGAGUGUCUAUCCGAAAUGAAUAUUUGAAGGAAAGAUAUUACAACCAAGACCGAAAGACGAGACAAGGGCCAAGAUUCGUUGGCGAAGACCCUACGGGAAGGAAUAUAUCCACGAUCAGCGAAAGACCUCAUUUACGAAUCAAUCCUGUCAAUUCACGUCGAAAGCCUGAUGGUAGUCAAUUGCGACAUCUAAAUGAUCCAGGAGAAAAUAUUUACCGAAUGGAAUCAUACCCGAUGUCGAUUUACCAUAGACCAUACGAAAUGUGAAAUUUCCUCUACGACUAAUCAAUAGCACAUUCAGAUAAAACCACUGAUUCUGACACUAUGUGCACGAAACUGACCGUGAUUUCAAUAUUGACAUUCAGUUCGCAUUCGGUUUAUUUCGAAAGAUUUUAACAAACUUAGUAUACGAUUUAGCAUUGAAUUAAAAAGUUAAAACAAUGUAAAGUUUAUAUAUGUUAUUUGCAGUUAUAUUCCAUGUUGUUUAAUCCUAGGCUGCAAGCAUGCAGUCGUCUAUCCAUCUUACAAUACGGACGUAUUAAAAUGUAAUGACUUUUUCAGGGGCGGAUCCAGCCUUCGCCAAUAGGGGGGGGGGGGGGGGCCGGAAUUUUUUUUCAGCCAUAUUUUCCCCGAUCGGCCGCUCGAAGAUGAUUUUUGGUUUCUUUGAAGGGGUAGUCCUAAUCGUUACUUUUUAGCUUUAUUCUUAUUAAUCAACAUAAAUAUAUAGUAUCAUAAUCCUUAUUUAUAUAAUGCGAGCGCGAAGCAGAACAUUUUUGAUAUUGUGAUCUGAAACUGGAUAAUAAUAAUGUCCUUAGGACAUGUCAUCAUAAUUAUGAAAAUGAAGACUGUCUUCCUAUUCCUCUUGUCAAGCGCGAGAUGAAGCAAAAGGGACAAUUCAAUUAUUAAAUUAACAUCCUAUUCAUUAAUGCCUAAUGAGGGCGCGAAAUCUGAUGAUAUGAUGGCCUAAAAACUGAACAUAUCAAGCACUUUUGUAAUUAUAAAUAGGAUGCAUCAGUUAAUAUAUUAUUAUCCAUUAAUUCGAGCGCAAAUUGCGAGCCUAAAUCUUUUAUACACUGUCAUGAAAAGGGGAUUUUAAGUAGUUUUUUGUAUAAUCAAUAUUGAGACAUACAUAACUCGCCAAUCAAAAUACGAGUGUGCAGCGCUAGCUGAUACGUUUUCAAGUUUUGACAAUCAGUCCUGAAAAGGGAUAUUUUGAAAACUUUAUGGAAUACACGAAAUAGUUACCUGAUAAAUCAAAAUUUGCGACCGCGCAGCGCGAUCAGAAAAUGUUAAUAAUCAGACCAUAAAACUGGCAUUUUUACAAAGCACUUUUUAAAAAUCAAUUUGUAAAUCACACAAAAUAAUGAAAGUUCGAUUUUCGAGAUGAAAUAUGUUUUGUAUAUUGACUUCAAACUUGAUAUUUAAACUCCAUAUUGAACAAGAUAUGUAAAUCCCCUAAAAAGCAAUGCAAGCGCGAAGCGCGAGCGAAAAUUCUAUAUAGUGACAUGAAAGAUUUUCUUAAUUAUCUUUUAAGCCUUCCCCUAGCUCAUCUUAUUUUAUUCACUCGUCUUCCUCUCAUGUUUCCCCUUCUUUUUUCUCCUCUCUUUCCCUUCUUUAUCUUUUUUUUCUUUCUUUCGCCUUUUUUUUUUUUUUUUUGCUCCGCCAAUAGGGGGGGGGGGGGGAGGGGCCGGGCCCCUCGAGCCCCCCUGGAUCCGCCUAUGCUUUUUAUUGAAAUAUAUGUUGCCAAAUAUAUGUUAUAGUGGAAUAUCACGUGAUUAGUUGCCACUCUAAAUAUUUGAUAACUCUAUAUUGUAACAAGUCCAAGACAUUCAUUUGGAUUGACACAAAAGUCAAGGAGAAUGUACAAAUACAUAUUCCACAACCAUCAUAAACAUAGUCACGCAUAUUUUUUGUUUCUGGGGUGAGGGCAAGACGUGUAAAAAAAAUCGAGGAAACUUAAAAAGUGAGGGAUCGAAGCGACUUAACUUGCCAUGGGGGCACAAUCACUAUACAUUAUCAUAUUGAGAUUAAAGGAAUUUUGUGGAAAUUAUCAUGAAAAGGGUUUCCAAAAUUUCUGGGGAAGGCUAAUGCCCUCAGCCCGCCCUCUCCACUGCAUACGGCCAUAACCAUGGGCUAUAGCUGAGAAUAUAUCUGUAAUUAAUGGAUGUAUGAAAGCGAUUGGUCAAUAUAUGUUUUCUUUAUUUUAUACUGCAGGGUAGGCCUGUUUAUUAUUAUUUAUUUGAAUUUAUUUAUACAGGAUAAAAAAACAUGAUCAGCACAGCUGUUUUACAUCAUGGUCCUGAUACAACAGGUUAAAAAACUAAAUAUACAAAAAUCAUCAGAUUAAAAAUAACAAAUACAAUUCAAUUUAACAAAAUGACAAGGGAAUUUAUGAUAUAAAGCUACAAAAAAAUAACAUAGUAAUCUAAAAGAAUUACAAGUAACAAACAAAGUAUAUAUUAAUAAUUCACCCCCCCC